GGCGGCUGGCGGCGGGAGCGGCGGCGGCCCCGGGCGGGCUGGGGCGCCGCUGGCCGAGCGCACAGGCCGCGGCCCGCGGAGCCCGCCAUGCCGGUGCGGGUCUGAGGCGCGGCGAGCCAGGGCCGAGGCGAGCGGCGGCCGCGCCGGCCUGUGGCCCCGCAGCGGCCCGGCACGGGCCCGAUGAGCGGCGGCCUCGGCCUCCGGCGCAGCCCGGAAAUGUCCGGCAAGAUCGAGAAAGCAGACUCUCAGCGUUCUCAUCUCUCCUCCUUCACCAUGAAGCUGAUGGACAAAUUCCACUCACCCAAAAUCAAGAGAACGCCAUCAAAGAAGGGAAAACCAGCUGAGGUGUCUGUGAAGAUUCCAGAGAAGCCUGUGAACAAAGAGGCAACAGACAGAUUUCUACCAGAGGGCUACCCUAUCCCCUUGGAUCUGGAGCAGCAGGCAGUAGAAUUUAUGUCCACCAGUGCUGUGGCUUCCAGGUCUCAAAGGCAGAAGAACCUGAGCUGGCUGGAAGAGAAAGAGAAGGAGGUUGUCAGUGCCUUGCGCUACUUUAAGACCAUUGUGGACAAAAUGGCUAUUGAUAAGAAGGUACUGGAGAUGCUUCCAGGGUCUGCCAGCAAGGUGCUGGAGGCCAUCUUACCCCUGGUGCAGAGCGACCCUCGAAUUCAGCACAGCUCAGCCCUCUCCUCCUGCUAUAGCCGAGUGUACCAAAGUCUCGCCAACCUCAUUCGUUGGUCUGACCAAGUGAUGCUAGAAGGUGUGAACUCAGAAGAUAAAGAGAUGGUGACAACUGUGAAGGGGGUCAUCAAAGCCGUGCUGGACGGAGUGAAGGAGCUUGUCAGACUUACCAUCGAGAAGCAGGGGCAUCCAUCUCCAACAAGCCCAGUGAAACCCAGUUCCCCAGCCUGCAAACCCGACGGCCAGUCUGAGCUCCCCUUGACAGAUCGAGAGAUGGAGAUUCUAAACAAGACGACCGGCCUGUCGCAGUCGGCCGAGGGGCUCCCAGAUUCCACGGAUGAAGAGGUCGCGCCCCCCAAACCCCCCUUACCUGGCAUUCGUGUGGUUGAUAAUAGUCCUCCACCAGCAUUGCCACCGAAGAAGAGACAGUCGGCUCCAUCCCCUACCCGAGUGGCCGUCGUGGCCCCCAUGAGUCGAGCCACCAGUGGCUCCAGUUUGCCUGUUGGAAUUAAUAGGCAGGAUUUUGACGUGGACUGUUACGCACAGAGACGACUGUCGGGCGGCAGCCACUCGUAUGGCGGCGAGUCGCCCCGCCUGUCCCCCUGCAGCAGCAUAGGCAAGCUCAGCAAGUCGGACGAGCAGCUGUCGUCUCUGGACAGGGACAGCGGGCGGUGCUCCCGGAACACAAGCUGUGAGACUCUAGAUCAUUACGACCCUGACUAUGAAUUCCUCCAGCAAGACCUCUCUAACGCAGACCAGAUACCUCAGCAAGUGGCCUGUAACCUCAGCCCGUUGCCAGAGUCCUUGGGGGAGUCUGGGUCUCCGUUUCUCGGCCAUCCUUUCCAGUUGCCUCUGGGCAGCUGUCCCCAGCCAGAGGGGCCCUCGGCCCCAGGGCAGCAGAUGGACGUGCCGCCUGCUCUUCCCGAGAAGAAGCGCAGGAGCGCGGCCUCCCAGAUGGCGGACAGCUCUGGCUGCAGGGCGUCCUACGAGCGGCACCCCUCGCAGUACGACAACAUCUCCGAGGAGGACCUGCAGAACCCGGCCUCGGUCCAGUCCAUCCCCUUCACGCCCUUUGCUGCUAUUCUUCCCUUUCAGCAAGGAGGUUCCUCAGCCUCUGUUGAAUUUGUGGGUGAUUUCACUGUUCCUGAAUCAACAGGUGACCCAGAAAAACCUCCUCCUCUACCAGAGAAGAAAAACAAACACAUGCUGGCCUACAUGCAGCUGCUCGAGGACUACUCGGAGCCACAGCCCUCCGUGUUCUACCGGACGCCGCAGAAGGAGCACAUCUACCAGCAGAAGAACAGGCUCCUCAUGGAGGUGUAUGGCUUCAGCGACUCUUUCAGCGCCGGGGAUGCCCCGCAGGAGCUCGCCCCGCCCCCCGCCCUGCCCCCCAAGCAGCGGCAGCUGCAGGCCUCCUAUGCUGCUGCUUCCUUCUCCUCUGUCUCCUACUGUGUCCAGCAAACUAAAGUGGCCUUCACUCCCGAGGACGGCAGUGCCGCUCAGGGCAUCAGUGUGUCCGUCUCUAACUCCUUUCUCAGCCGGCACGGCAACUUACCUGUGCCCUCGUAUAAAUCUGUGUUUAGGUCGUACUCCCAGGAUUUCGUGCCUCACAGCCAAGCUUCCAUCCAGCCUUUCCUCCCGUCUACCUCCUCUUCCUCUCCACAUUUCCCACCUGUCCACCAGUCUCAGAGCUCUGAUUUAGCGGUGCCAACCGUAGCCAGUCCGCCUCCCAGCGCCUUGGACGGGCCUCUUUCAUCUUCUCAGGAGAGCAGCUUUCAUGGGAACACUGUCUGCCUUCCUUCCGAAACCUCUUUCACUGACUCGCCCCAGACGCCUUCGGAAUCACCAACUUCGAAGGACGGACAUCCCAGAGAUGCCUCGUCGGCCGGCAGUGCACCUGGGAAGGAAAGCAGGGACGGCGGGGACAGGGCCCCAAAGUCACCAGAUGCUCCAGAGGCUCAGUCGGAGGAGGAAGUAGACGAGCUGUCCCUCAUUGACCACAAUGAAAUUAUGGCAAGGCUGACGCUCAAGCAAGAGGGCGACGACGGACCAGACGUCCGGGGAGGAUCUGGUGACAUCCUACUGGUCCACGCUACUGAGACGGACAGGAAAGAUCUCGUGUUGUACUGCGAGGCCUUCUUGACCACCUACAGGACCUUCAUCGCCCCUGAGGAGCUCAUCAAGAAGCUGCGGUACAGGUACGAGAAGUUCUCUCCUUUUGCCGACACAUUCAAGAAGCGCGUCAGCAAGAACACGUUCUUCGUGCUGGUACGGGUGGUGGACGAGCUCUGGAUGCAGACAACCAUCCCAAGACCUUCUCUGGCUCUCUUCCCACGAGAGGUUUCCCAGCUCUGCUGCCUAGUGGAGUUGACGGAAGAGAUCUUGAAGCUGCUGAUGGAGCUGGUCUUUCGCCUGGUGUGCAACGGGGAGCUCAGUCUGGCCCGUGUGCUCCGGAAGAACAUCCUGGACAAGGUGGACCAGAAGAAGCUGCUCAGGUGUGCCAACUCCGACCAGCCCCUGGCGGCCAGGGGCGUAGCAGCCAGGCCCGGGACCUUGCAUGACUUUCACAGCCAUGAGAUAGCUGAGCAGCUGACACUGCUGGAUGCCGAGCUCUUUUAUAAGAUAGAGAUUCCUGAGGUUUUGCUUUGGGCAAAAGAGCAGAACGAGGAGAAGAGCCCCAACUUGACCCAGUUCACGGAGCACUUCAACAACAUGUCCUACUGGGUUCGGUCAAUCAUCAUGUUACAGGAAAAGGCCCAAGACAGGGAACGGCUGCUCUUGAAGUUCAUCAAGAUCAUGAAGCACUUACGGAAGCUGAACAACUUCAACUCCUACCUGGCCAUCCUCUCAGCGCUGGACUCGGCCCCUAUCCGCAGGCUGGAGUGGCAGAAGCAGACCUCAGAGGGCCUGGCGGAGUACUGCACGCUGAUUGACAGCUCAUCCUCCUUCCGCGCCUACCGGGCCGCCCUCUCGGAGGUGGAGCCGCCGUGCAUCCCAUACCUGGGGCUCAUCCUGCAGGACCUCACCUUCGUUCACCUAGGAAACCCAGACUAUAUUGACGGGAAGGUGAAUUUUUCCAAACGGUGGCAACAGUUCAAUAUCCUGGACAGCAUGCGGUGCUUCCAGCAGGCGCAUUAUGACAUCCGGAGAAACGAUGACAUCAUAAACUUCUUCAACGACUUCAGUGACCACCUGGCGGAGGAGGCGCUAUGGGAACUCUCUCUGAAAAUCAAACCCAGGAACAUAACACGGAGGAAAACAGACCGGGAAGAGAAGACCUAGGAAGACCUAGGAGCAGGUGCCGCAAGCGAGGAGAACUCGAGAGGCUCAGAGCGCCGCUCCGAGGCCGGAAGGGACUUUGGACCUGUUACGUGGCGGUGGCACGUGUCCUGGCCUCAGAGCCACCAGGCCCAUCCAGGCCGCUGCUGUGCCGGGCAGGCGUCCGGAGCCGCAGCAGCUUCCUGCCCCUCCUCCGCAGGAGCAGACCCCCGGCCCGGGGGAGCCAGCGGGCGGUCUCACUGCUGAUUUGUGAACUGGGGGUUUGGGUUUCUGCUUUUGCUCCGUCUCUUCCGCUCUCCCUCUCUUCCCCUCCCCCCAAGCCUGGGAGCAGCGCAGGGACUUCAGCAGCAGCCCAGGAAUGGUGGGAGUCUUCUGAAUCUCCUGAAAUGACAGAUGAGUAGAGGCCCAAGGACCCUCGGGGCGGGGUCUGCUCUCCCCGUAACCUUCAGUUGGGUGGGCAGAAAGUAGAGGAGACCCGGGAAAGACUCCUUUCACUUUCCAUGUCCUACUUUUUAAGUGGAGGAUGGUGUAAGCGUCUCACCUGGCCCAGAAGGGACGGCAGGUGGCCUUUCAGCAGCCCUGGGGCUGGUGCUCCCGUCGUGGUCCUGGCCCGCCCUUGCUGGGUCACGAGCAGCAGCCGUGGCCAUCGUGUUUUCGCCCCUUCACUUCCUCCGCCCCGUCCCACCGGCCCUCCCCAUCCUCUGGCACCGUGGGAGCUGGGAAGCAGCAGCUGGAAAGGAAGGACUUGACCAUCCAAGAAACACACUUUAUCUGAGUUGGGGCCAGUAGCUCUUGGUGAGCUAACCCAGAGAGAGGGGAGGGGCAUUUCUGUUGGGGGGAGGGCCGGCAGCCCCCUCCUCUGUUGCUUGCCGUGUGCCUUAAACUCCAUCUCCUAUCCGUCCCGCCCUGCGGGCUCCCCUCCUCCCUGGCGCUGAGCCUGGUGGGCCCAAAGGGGCCCCUCUUUGCUCAUCAGACCUUCUGCCAGCCUGACCGGCUCUCCCGUGGGAAGGACAGGGUGUCCCUGAGAGGCAGGGGCCUGGCGCAGAGGCGCCCCCUGGGGUUGACGGCCAUGGCUCACCUGCUGGCCGGCAGCGAGGCGCAGCGUCUUCAGAAGCAGGUGCUCUUUCCAGCCUCGCUCUCCAGAGCCAGCCCCACUGCUGAGGUGGACGAGCUGAGGGGAGGUCUGCAGGGGCUCUCCACGCCCCCUGGCCUCCGUGCCAGCCCGACGUGGGCCUGCGGGCAGGCUGCCAUCAGAAUGCGACGGCUGCCCCCAGGCCGCCCGCCUCCUGUUUUGUUCGUUUUACAUAAUUGAGAGCUCACUGCUCCUGGGUUUGGGACUUGGGCAGGCGAACACCAGGCUCAGCCCGGGCUUAGCCCAGUUUAAACAGAACAAAAGUAGAAAGCAACAUCUGUUAAAGAAACAGCCACGUCACUUUGAGUCCUUCAUGGGUCUUUGAACAGCUUUUAUCAAGAAGCUGUUUGUCCUGUGCACAGAGGGGAGGAAUCUGUGAAAUGUCAGUUACGACCCCUCAGGCAGCGAUCCUGCGGGCGGCAGCGGGCGGAACGCGUCACUUUAUUAUUUAAAGAGUGUGUGUAUAGAGUCGCUGUUUAUGAACAAUAUUGUGUGUGGGGUUGGGUUUUAGUUUGUUCCCGCUUUUUUAAGUCCUCUCAUUUCAGUCUUUCCCUCCUUCCCAUCUUCCUCCUGGCCUGGCCCUGCUCUGCUGCUGCUUUGUGCAGCCACUGUGCUCAGGGCCCAUGGGCUGUGUGGACUGCGGUUCCCUGGGGCCUCCCUCCAUAGGCGGGCAACUGUCGACGCCGCGCUUCCGCUUCAGGCUCAGCGUCCCAGCCGCGAGCUGGACGGGGCUCGGGGGCUUCACCGUCCCUCCAUUCAGAACAGACCCUGCACCCACACCUCCCCUCCCUGCCGGGAGCCCUGGCUCUGAGCCGAGGCACUGGGCAGGCAGCGCAGGUGGACAAGGGGCCGGCGUGGCCAGGUGACCCUGCAUGAGGACAGCAGGUGCAAUGUGUGUUUUAACUUAUUGGCUGACAGGCUUCCCUACCUUGACCUCAUGGAGACACAUUCUGGCUCUGGGAGUUGCCAGCCUGGCUGUGGUUUGUCUGUCUCAGGGGCCAGAUCAGCUGUACGAAUGAGUCUUUACAACAAAGACACCCUCGGGAGGAUUCGUUCUCUGCAGAGGCAGUUCUCACCUGCAGGUGUGGGUGGAUCAGGGCAAGGGCAGGCACGCACCAGGGCUGACUUUAAAGCCCGAUUCUGAGCAGCGCCUCCCUCCCACGGCCCCGCGCCUCCCCAGUGUUACAUUGUAAUAUAUCCCCAACUAACCUGGCUGAUGGUGGCAUCUUCCUGCAGACAUUUCAAACCUGUAACUUUUAUAUGAAAGGAAAAUAAACACAGAUGAAAGCCGCGGCCACCUGUGUACCACAUGCCACGUGUGUCAAAGUGA
Molecule: messenger RNA, 6419 nt
Organism: Delphinapterus leucas (beluga whale)
Lineage: Eukaryota; Metazoa; Chordata; Mammalia; Artiodactyla; Monodontidae
Source: RefSeq, a predicted model, not a curated record